Molecule: messenger RNA, 3548 nt
Organism: Chironomus riparius
Lineage: Eukaryota; Metazoa; Arthropoda; Insecta; Diptera; Chironomidae
Source: the annotation of a GenBank genome assembly
GUGAACAGAAGGGAAAUUAUCAUAGCAAACAGCAAUAAAAAGAACACUAGUGUAAACAAUAGACAAGUGAAACCGUGACCCAUUUUAAUAUUUUUUGUUCAUCUUUAAAGUGAAUCAUAACAGCUGAUGCGGGUACCUAAUAUCUAGACUCAAUUUUAAGUAAAUAAAUUUCGGUAUACAAAUUCAAAUGCACGCACCAUUUGCAAGCCUACCAUAAAAUAUGUAAAUUAAGUUAAGUGCCAAUGACAAGUACAUACUACAUAAUCAGUUUCAAUAAUACACGAGAGGGAUAAGCCUCGUAAGAAGGAAGAUUGUGAAUUGAAAAUAAAAAUUGCUCAGUGGAAAUGACAUUAGUGAAUUGUUGGGUUGGUCAAGUGCAGUUUUAAUUAAAACAUGAAAUAGGUAUCAAAAGUGAUCCCAAGAAGGUGUAGAAAAAUUAAUUAAAAUUGUUGAAUAUUGAAAUCAAUCAAUAAGAACAGCAGAACAGUAGCAGCGGUUAAAAAGAAAGCAAAGAGAGAAUAAAAAAAUUCAAUUAUUCAUUCGGGUAGCAGGUCUGAAUGCGAUGAUUUAUCAAAAUGUGGACGUACAUGAUGGCAGCAGCCCGAGGUGAUCGAGCAACGUCAAUAUUACAGGCACGACAAAACGCCAGAUAUCAGAAUGACGACUCUAAUCUCUCAAGAUUACCACAAACAAAUUAUUUUCAUCGAAUACCAAGAAUACCACCCUAUCAAACAACGCCAUUUACAAUUGAUCCGUCAGCACGCAGCACUCAAACAUUUGCAGAACGAUAUGGUGUUUCACCACCUCACUCGCCUGAUGAUGUUUAUGGAAAUGAAUAUUCACUUGAUGGUAAAAAUGGAAAGCGUAAUCAAAAAGCAUCAAAAGUGUCAAAAGAGCACCGGAGAGACGCUCAAAAGACUGUGAUAAAAGAAAGUGUUGGCAUUUGUAGUGAAAAUGAACAAAAUAGCAAAGGCUUUCUCCCGAAUUCGUUUGAUGUCGAACUGCUUCAGAAUUCAUCGAAAGAUCAUUCCAAUUCCGUGUUUCAACGAACAUUGAAUGCAUUAAGACGUAGAAUAUCGAAGAAAGGACAUCGUACGAGACCGCCAGAGAAAUUUAGAGCCGAGAAAUUUGCAAUUGCAAAUCAAAACGCAAUGGGGCAGCAACAAUCGUUGAGUGGCAAUCCAUCAGAUGGUAUCGUCAGUCGACUAUCUUUCGAUCCGUCCUUGCCCUCAUAUUAUCGGUGGUUAGCUGUAGUCUCCCUAGCGGUUCUUUACAAUAUAAUUUUUGUUGUUGGACGUGCAAUAUUUUGGGAAAUUAAUAAGAAAGUAACGCUGCUAUGGUACUUUCUCGACUAUUUAUGUGAUUUCAUUUAUCUUCUCGACACACUAGUACAUGUACAUGAAGGCUACCUCGAGCAAGGUCUCCUCGUACGUGAUGCCAAAAAAUUGCGCCAACAUUAUUUCAGCACGAGUCAUUGGCGUUUAGAUGUCUUAUCAAUGCUACCAACAGACUUUCUUUACUUUUGGUGGGGUCCAAAUGAAUGUAGCUACGAUCGCGUUCCAUGUGCAGUUAUCGUACGAAUUAAUCGUUUAUUAAGGCUGCCUCGUAUGUGGGAAUGGUUUGAGCGCACUGAAACAGCUACAGGAUAUCCAAAUGCAUUUAGAAUUUGCAAAGUCGUGCUAGCAAUAUUAGUUUUAAUACACUGGAACGCCUGUCUGUAUUUUGCCAUCAGUUACGCUCAAGGUUUUGGCAGUGACAAUUGGGUUUACAAUUUAAAUGGCACUCAAAACGCUUCACUUACGCGCCAAUACAUUUACAGCUUUUACUGGUCUACCCUUACACUCACGACAAUUGGCGAAACACCAACACCUGAAAAUGAAACCGAAUACUUGUUUGUUGUUGCUGACUUUCUAGCGGGUGUGUUGAUUUUUGCUACCAUCGUCGGUAAUAUAGGUUCAAUGAUAUCCAAUAUGAAUGUAGCACGUGUUGAAUUUCAAAAUCGUAUGGACGGCGUUAAACAGUAUAUGGCAUUUCGCAAAGUUGGUGGUGAAUUAGAAGCACGAGUCAUUAGAUGGUUUGCAUAUACAUGGGCACAAAGUGGAGCACUUGAUGAAGAACGGGUAUUAGCAGCAUUACCAGACAAACUUAAAGCAGAAAUUGCUAUUCGAGUACACAUGGACACAUUAAAACAAGUUCGAAUAUUCCAAGAUUGUGAGCCGGGAUUAUUAGAAGCUUUAGUAUUAAAAUUAAGAUUGCAAGUCUUCAGUCCUGGUGAUUAUAUAUGUCGGAAAGGUGAUGUUGGUAAAGAGAUGUAUAUUGUUAAACGAGGAAGACUUUCAGUUGUAGCAGAUGACGGAACAACUGUACUUGCCACACUCGGAGCUGGUUCCGUUUUUGGCGAAGUUUCCGUAUUAGAAAUAGCUGGAAAUCGAACGGGUAAUCGACGAACAGCCAAUGUCAGAUCGAUAGGAUAUUCUGAUUUAUUUUGUCUCGCAAAACGUGACCUGUGGGAAACAUUAGCUGACUAUCCAGAGGCACGUGCCUCAUUGACAGAGCGUGGUUGUCAAUUAUUGCGAAAGGAUGGUCUUCUCGAUGAGACGGUUUUUGCAAAUGCACAGCAACAGCAAGACUCAUUGGAACUAGGUGUUACAAAAUUAGAAUGUACUGUUGAGAAUUUAAAUUUAAGAUUAGCACGAUUAUUAGGAGAAUAUGCAUCAUCACAAGCAAAACUCAAGCAACGAAUAUCGAGAUUAGAAGAGAAGUUGUAUGAUACACCGUUUAAGAGCAACGAAGGCAAUGAUGAUGAAACAAAUGAAGAUGAAUUACGACAAAGGCGAUAUUCAUUGCAAUUAAAUGAGUCGAGAGGAUACAGACGUGGCAAGAAAUUAUCUACACAGCCGCAAUUGGACAGCGAGGAUGAAUUAGAAUUACCAGCAGAACUUCUGUCAAGACAGAAUACAUUUUAAAUGAAAUUAUUGUGAUUACAAGUUUCCUACAUUUUCUUAGUCUUUCUAUCUUCUUCCAAACGCUCAUUCUAUACUAGUUCAUUAAUCUAUAAUCUUUUCAAGUAAUACACGAAACAUUUACUAAUGAAUGUUAAUGAAAACUUUUCUUUCUUGACAAUUUAUUCGUGGAAAUUGAAUUCAUCUGUUCUAUUCUGUCAGUUUGUUUUUUCAUUAGGAGCAUCCAAAAAUGAAGAUUAGAUGCAGAAAGUAAAGAUACGAUUUAGAUAGGGUUGAUAGAUUUACUCAAGCUAGGGUUUUAAGGAGUGUGUUCUUAAGCUUAGUCUAAUUUUAAUAAGUAUGACUGGAGCUAGGUUUCCCUUAGCUGUACCAAAAAUAUCAAUCUCAGAGAUUGUUCGAAUGGAGAUUAGAUCUGAUUAGAUCAUAUAAAUUUGACAUUGCUAAUUUUUGACAUCAACAUCCUCCCUUUAAAAUUCAAAAAUAUCCAACUCAUUAUCUCAUAUAUGAUAAAAACAAAACGCGUCACAUUAACUUAAAUUGUAAAACUCUUUUCUAACUUAUCCCUCCCCAUAUAUACUGAAACAA